AUGGCUCCAGGAUUAUUGUCUGAUGCCUCGGGCACUGUGGCCGCCUCGAAGCCCACGGUCUACGUAAUGGACAAAUUCCACCCAGAUGUUAUGCAGUUCGCCAAGGAGAACUUUCACGCCAUUUUUACAGACAUGCCGGAACAUGCUCAGUGGAGACAAAAGGCACAAUAUCUCCUAAUGCGAUCUUCCAAGCUGACGGCCGAAGAUGUUGCAAACAGUCCAUGUCUAAAGGCCAUUGGAAAGCAGGGUGUCGGUAUUGACAAGAUUGACGCUGAAGCUUGCCGAGCCAAGGGCAUCAAGAUCUUCAACACCCCCGGUGUCAAUGCGCGGGCAGUGGCCGAGGUCGUGCUGACGCUGGCGACAUCGGUCGCGAGGGACCUUGGCCGCAUCAGCCGGCUUCAGAACCAGGGUACGCCCGUUCCCAAGGAGACCUGCAACGGUAUAAUACUGCACAAGAAGAGCAUUGGAAUUCUCGGAAUGGGCAACAUUGGCAAAAGCGUGGCCCAGAUGUUUAGGGGUGCCUUUGAUGCCCCGAUCAUCGCCUAUGACCCUUUCCUAUCGGCAGAUGCAUGGUCCGACAUCCCACACACCCGGGCAGAGACCGUUGAGCAGGUGCUACGGGACUCUGACGUUAUAACCAUACACAUCCCACUCACCAAGGAUACCCGACAUCUCAUUUCAUAUCCCCAGUUUCAGAUAAUGAAGAGAAAUGCCAUCCUCAUCAAUGCCGCGCGUGGCGGUAUCGUCAAUGAGGAGGACCUGGAAAAAGCUUUGGAGGAGAAGUUGAUCUGGGGAGCCGGCCUUGACUGCCAUGAGCAAGAACCCCCAUCUCCGGAGAGAUAUGGCAGGUUGUGGGAUUUGGGCGUUGUGAGCACUCCUCACAUUGGUGCUGCGACAGAUCAAACGCAAAUGGAGACCGGAAUGGCUGCGGCAAAGUAUUUGCUAGAAUUUGCAAAGAGCCAACAAUAG
Pestalotiopsis fici W106-1 is the source of this 969-nucleotide messenger RNA. RefSeq lists its product as uncharacterized. The record is from RefSeq and is a predicted model, not a curated record. The coding region runs from base 1 to 969 and encodes 322 amino acids. NCBI's taxonomy places the organism in Eukaryota, Fungi, Ascomycota, Sordariomycetes, Amphisphaeriales, Sporocadaceae. Gene Ontology annotation, cellular component: cytosol. Gene Ontology annotation, molecular function: glyoxylate reductase (NADPH) activity; NAD binding; hydroxypyruvate reductase [NAD(P)H] activity. The transcript has a single exon.